Postia placenta MAD-698-R-SB12 is the source of this 768-nucleotide messenger RNA. RefSeq lists its product as hypothetical. The coding region runs from base 1 to 768 and encodes 255 amino acids. Lineage: Eukaryota; Fungi; Basidiomycota; Agaricomycetes; Polyporales; Adustoporiaceae. The transcript has 8 exons. Gene Ontology annotation, molecular function: oxidoreductase activity, acting on paired donors, with incorporation or reduction of molecular oxygen; monooxygenase activity; heme binding. The record is from RefSeq and is a predicted model, not a curated record.
AUGGACGAGCUAACGGCAGAUGAGGCAUACAACAGGACGGCUGAGGAUGCGGUUCAUGCCAUUACCCACUCUGAUUCCAUGGUCGCUUCACUUGUCGACUUCUUCCCGAUCUUGAAGUAUGUCCCUUCAUGGAUGCCCGGGGCAGCAUACAACCGAGAUGCGGUAAAGGCAAGGCACGUGAUACGUCAGAUGCUGGACGUACCGUUUGAUUUGCUGCUCAAGAAUAUAACAUUUGGAGUGUACAAGCCUUCGUUCUCCUCAGCGUGGAUUGAAGCAGUAUCUGAUAACGGACAACUUCCGCCACGAGUCGCGUAUAACAUCAAGGGCGCUGCUGCCACUUUAUACGUCGCCGGUGCCGAGACGAGUGCAGUCGUGCUCUUGACCCUCAUUCUGACCAUGACGCUCCACCCUGAAGUCUUGCGGAAAGUACAGGAGGAAAUAGAGGCUGUCGUCGGUGCCGAGAGACUUCCCGAGCUCUACGACAGGAAGCAGUUGCCUUACCUUGAUUGUGUGCUGUUGGAAGUCUACCGCUGGAACCCUCCCAUACCCUUAGGUGCCCCUCACGCUCUAACACAAGACGACAUAUACAAAGGCUACUUCCUUCUGAAGGGGUCGAGUGUGAUUUCUAACAUUUGGGCUAUCUCGCGCGAUCCAUCUAUAUACCCUGAUCCAGAUGCGUUCCGACCUGAGAGAUUUGAGGAAAUGGAUGCCGAGAAAGUCAAGGCGUGCGAUCCAAAAAGGUAUAUCUUCGGGUUCGGCAGGUGGUGA